Molecule: messenger RNA, 4577 nt
Organism: Tribolium castaneum (red flour beetle)
Lineage: Eukaryota; Metazoa; Arthropoda; Insecta; Coleoptera; Tenebrionidae
Product: 3',5'-cyclic-AMP phosphodiesterase 4A
Exons: 16
Coding region: 644-3256 (870 amino acids)
Molecular function (GO): 3',5'-cyclic-AMP phosphodiesterase activity
Source: RefSeq, a predicted model, not a curated record
AAUAGCUGUCGUGACAAGCGUAGCAGGGCUCAAAGCCCGGGCUUGGCGCUUGGCUGUUGGCUGCAUAGUUCCAUCGCAGUGUGCUGUGCUUGUGUUUUAUGUGAAACAAGUGACAGACGUCCUGUCAAUAAUCAAGCAAUCGCUGCAUCGGCCGGCAUGUGUUAAUGAGUGGGCUGUGAUCAACGGCUACUGUGAUUUGUGAAGUGGUGAAGUCGUACAUGUGAAAUUGUUUAGGUGUCUGAUACCGACCCGAGUGGGGAAAUGAAAAUUUCAAUGUCGGUGAAAACGGAGUACCGACUGACGGCCGACCAUAACUACUCUCUAGUGCGGGAAAAGUAUUAGCAGCAGGACACUGUGAGCAGUGUUCGUAGUUUAUUGUGCAGUGUAACGCGUCAGAAUAAAGGCAGUGGCGUGCUGUAGGGAUGGGAGCGGGCGGGAGCUAACGGUGGAGGAUGCUGGGAGGCGUAGGGGCGGCCGGCAGUGCGGUCUCUGCUCGCUGGUCGCCCGCGCCUUCCGCAGAGCUGUGUGUGGAGCACCGAGUCGAAGAGGGAGCGGAGAAUCAUAUCAAGAGCUUACGACGCCGCUAGCCGAAGAAGAAAAAAAAACUGAGGGAGUUUCGAUCAACAUUAAUGACCAAAACGCAAUGUACAUCAAGAUGGUGGGACCAGUUGAAGUUCCAACUUUGACGCGGUGUUUUUCCAAAGAAGACUGGGUACUUUUAGAUGCAAUGGGUUCUAGUCCUUCUCUAGGCUGCUCUGGGAGAUUUCUCACAAUGCACAAAAGACGUCGCAAAAAACUUGCUACUCGAUCUUUAUCACAAGAUCACGCAAUACUUGAUGACAUUCAUCAUGGACUAGUUCAGCGAAUUUUGGACCGAGUUGGCCUGUGGGGCUUCAACGCUUUUACGUUGGAGACCGUGGCCGGCGGCCGAGCACUGCCUGUCCUUUGUGUCCAUUUGUUCCAUUGGUACGGAUUGUUGGAUUACUUCCAGUUGGACGUAGUCCGUGUAUGGAAACUUUUCACUCUCAUUGAAGAAGGAUACCACAGUACGAAUCCUUACCACAAUUCAAUCCAUGCGACUGAUGUAACACAAGCAAUGCAUUGCUUCCUGCAAGAGGAAAAAAUUCGAAAGCAUCUCUCGGAACUGGAAAUAAUGGCAGCUUUGAUAGGUGCAGUUGCUCACGACUUGGACCAUCCAGGUGUCAAUCAGCACUUCCUCAUUUCAACGUCGAAUCAUCUUGCCAUUCUGUACCAAAACACGUCGGUAUUAGAGAAUCACCACUGGAGAUCGGCUGUUGGCUGUCUGUUAGAGAGCGGGGUGGCCGAACAGCUACUGCCUCACAGAAGUAAGCUCGAAUUGCAAAUACGUGAUCUCAUAUUAGCCACUGAUAUUAAUAGACAAAACGAGUUUUUAACAAAAUUCAAGGCAUAUUUAGACGAAGGUAGUUUAGAUUUAACCAAAACGACAGACAGACAUUUCAUACUGCAAAUUGCUCUGAAGUGUGCAGACAUCUCAAACCCCACCCGACCCUGGGACAUCUCUCACAAAUGGAGCUUAAAAGUCUGCGACGAGUUUUUCAGACAGGGCGAAUUCGAAAGAAAACUAAAUCUUCCAGUUACUUCCAUUUGCGAUCAACAAUCGACUUCAGUUGCCAAAAUACAAGUCGGUUUCUUCCGCUACGUGGUAAAACCUUUGUUUUCUGAAUGGCACCGGUUUCUUAAAAGCACACUUUCAACUCAUAUGAUGGAAAUUUUAGAAGCCAACCGGAAACGAUGGGAAAAACAAGAAAGCGCGGAACAGGCAGAGGAAACGCAAACUGAACUGUCAGACGCCGAGCCUGACGUUAGCGACGAUGAAGAGGCCACAAAGCAAUCGUCUGAAACUCCAAGUAUUAUGGAUUUCAUUCCGCCACCGAGAAGAGAAAUAAGAAGACAAUCAUUAGCUGUUCCAACGUUAGAACACACUUUAGGAGUAAGACGCCAUUCGGUCCCGGUUAACAUGGAGCCAUCACUGCCACGAACAAUCUACCGAAGAGAAAGCUUACCAACCGGGAGAGCUGCUUCAUCUGGACGGUCUCCAGUCAGUCCUGUCCAAAAUGAAUCCAGAACUUCCAGCGGACUUCGCGAGGAAGACGAACUCAUGAAAUUCGGUUCGCAAUCCUCUAUUAUAUCUUCCACAAGUCCGCAUCUUUCUUCAGGUGCGGAAGAUCAACCAGAGCGGCCUUUAAGUGCAGAAAAUUUGCUCCCAGAACCAAGCAUAGCCUCGAUGACGAGCAGUGCGGCAGCAAGCCGUCUCUCCUCAGUCUUGCAAGGCAAUUCGGUUGCUCCUCCGUCAAAGUGUUUAACAAGGCAGCAGACGUUUCCACCACCGCAGCCUUACGUGCGCAUGAGAUACAUGUCGGCAACGGUCGAAAUGUCCACUUGCACUGAAACCGUACACGAAGGUGAAAGUAGGUCCAAUUCAUCGCAUGGCUCACACGAAAACAUAUCAAACGUCCCCCAUUACACGAUCCCAGCUAUAGCGGUCCUAAGCCCGAAUAACAGCCGUUCGCCUGAUUUCUUGAUCCCGGAAGUUCCGCAUAAAUCAUCCCUGGCAGGCAAGCGCGAACAGGAGGCCAACAGCGAUAAGGAAAAAGUUUGCAAAAUGGUCAAGCUGUCCGACCCUGGGCAAAGAUACGAGAAGGAGAACGUGGAUCCGAGAAGAUUAACAACAACGUCGCUGGCCAGGCGGAGGGGCUCGGCCCCGGUGUCCUUGCCGCUGAGUGGUCCCGAUGACAGCGUGUCCUCUGCGGGCGGAGGAUUAUGUCUGUCUGAGACACAGACGCUGCGAAGGGGAUCAGUGCCAAUUGAAAUUGCUCACUAUCUGUACACCGCUUCAGAUUCAUACACGGAUGAGAAUUUAGAGCAAGUAAUAAACAUCACGCCUGUGGAGACAACUCGUUCCUUUUGGCAAUAUCAACGCAGGGGCUCCGCCCCCAUCGACUUGCCUCCAGCGGGCGGCGAACGACGGGAGCAACUCACCCGUCACACCAGCCUGAACGGCAAAUCUGGCCGAAGAAAGAAGCAAUUGCGUAGACGCAGCUCAGGCGGGCCUGAAACUGUCUGUCUACCCGAAUCGUCGCAUUCUGAAGGGUGUUCACGACUGCUACUGCGAAGACCUGAGAAUCCUGAUGCGCUGCUGGCUCGGCGAAGAGGAUCACUGCCUAUUGAAGUUUUGACUGUUGGACACUCCGUUGCAGGUAACCUGAGAUUGUGAAGUUGAUGAGGAGCGAUUUGCGGCUCCGCGAACAUAGUAUUUAAUGAUCGGCAAACAAAAACUAACUGUGAUUUUAUUUUCAAGUGUUUUGACGGUUGCCUCUAUCGCCAAUAGGGCUCUGGACAUCACCGUCCAAUGUGCAAUAAGGACCAACAUUCACUGACUGACAUCUUCACUAGUUAGCUCAUUAUUUAUAAUCAUCAAACAAGCCAAAUAAUCAUAAAUGUUCUAGUUGUCACAAUGAUUGUUAGGAUUUUUAUGUUUUACAUGCGCAGUGUAUGUGACGAUAGGUAGUUCUUCCCUAGAAACUAGACGUAGUAAUUUAUUUGCACUACGGUUGCGCAUAUUCAUCUAUUUAAUACUUAGUUCGUUAUGUACAAGUCUAAGUACCUUACAUGAAAAGUAUUUUAGUUGUAGUGUUGUUGAGUUUGUUACAGAUUUUGAAUGUGGUGCAAUCUUAGUGAUUUGAUAUGAAUAUAACUUUGAAUCAACUUUCUUGAUAUAUUAUAUUUGUAAUGAAACGACUGUUGCAAACCCCGACAGGAUGUUUACUCUGUGUUUUCUUUUUUAUAUAUUGUACAAUGUAUCGGACAUUUGCAAAGAUCACUAGUCGACAAUAUGUUCGCGUACAUUUCUUUCUCACACUUUACCACUUUUUUAGACAAUAUGCCGCGAUCUUUGCAAACGUUUCACUUAGUAUACCGUACCCUCUUGCAACAUUACUCUGUAAUAACUGUUGAAUGUGGUUCAUUUUAUAAUGUGCUGUAUACUGUAUGUUCGUAGUAGGUUGUUGCAGACGUAAUAAUCAAAAUUCCAUGACUUGUUAAGGGAUUUACGUUGACUCUGCAAAUAUUCGUAGGUACAUAGUUCUUUGAGGUAACGGAAUGUACUUUUAGAGAAUCAUAAUUAAGUUUUCUAGCGAACAAUAGUCUGUCUCUCCUUUAACACAUCCACUUUCUGGUGUCAUCUUGGGAUCAAUUAUAAUAUCCGCAUAAGACCACAAAUUCAUACACACAUAACUCAUACAUAGUUACUGGAAGUUGCAUAAGUGUGUGUUAAAUUGUACCCUAACAUACAACCGAUAGACUCCAGACACAAACAUUUCAGUGUUAUCAAAACUAUAUAAUUUCACUUUAGGACCAUACAGUUGAACUAACAGGGUUAAUAUAUGAUGUGUUUCAAUAAGACUGCUUAGAGAAUGACAUUAGGGAGGUAUACAGACAAAGGGUUAUAAGAAUCCUAUUGUUACGCUUAAAAUCUGAGUUCAACAUGAGUACUCAUCGUUUGUGAAAUGGUUGAUAAAUAAAUUCAUGUUUUUAAA